AUGUAUUUUAAUUUAUCAUUUAUUAUUAUUUUAACAUUUUUUAAUAAUUUUUAUUACGUAUCCGGCGAUCAUAAAAAAGAUCCGCCAUGUUUUUUUAAUCCAUUAUGUUAUUGCUCUAAAGCAUAUCCGGAUUUAGGAAGAGUUACGUGUAAAGACAUACCUUUGUUAAACAUUCCGAGACGUAUAAACACGUCGAAAGCUUUUAUGUUACAUUUAGAAAAUAACGGUUUACAUUUUAUCGAACCUUAUUUUCUAAGUAGAACCGGUCUUUUUAAAAUUGAAAUAAUACGUAAUUCUUUGAAAGAAAUCGACGAAGAUAGUUUCAUUGGUUUGGAAAGAUCACUUUGGGAAUUGAAUUUACAAAGUAACGAAUUGAAAAAAGUACCCAUUCAUUCAAUUUGCCAUCUUCAAAAAUUAAAAGUUUUGGAUUUAUCAGAUAAUCAAAUAACGAGUUUAAGUUCAGACGAUUGGAUCGGUUUGGAAAAUUCUCUAAGAAAUUUAAUAUUGAAAAAAAAUAAAAUAACAAAUAUAAGACCGAAAACUUUUACACAUUUAAGACAAUUAGAAUAUUUAGAUUUAAGUAAUAAUAUAUUAAUGGAAUUGGACACGUUUGCAUUUAAAGGAGGAACAACAGGGACCACCACCACCACCCUUCGUUUAUCCGAAUUAAAUCUUUCGGAUAAUCUCUUAUCGGAAAUACCAUUGAAUCAAAUAUCCGAAUUGGGGGAUUUAAGACAUUUUGACGUGUCUUUCAAUCGGAUUACGGAAGUUAGAGAUUUCACGCAGGAUAGAAACAAAGGAAAAUCCGUUAAUUUAUUAUUAGAUUGUUUAAGAUUGGAUUACAAUCAAAUACAAUAUUUACCAACGGAAUCAUUUAAACAUUUUCCCGUUAUAAAUCGUACAUAUUUAAAUGGGAAUCCGAUUGUUUAUAUCGAGAAAGGUGCUUUCGAACAAACAAAAAUACGAGAACUUUAUUUAGAAGAUUGCGAAUUGUCUGAUAUAAAAUCGGAUUCAUUUUCCGGUUUAGAAUCAAAUUUGGAAAUAUUAAACAUAGAAGGAAACAACAUAACGGAAAUACCGAAAAAUUUUUUAAAGGAAUUUAAAUUAUUAAAAAGUUUUAAUAUAAAAAAUAAUAAUUUUUUAUUUCAAUUUAUAUUUGAUCAUGUUUUCGAUUCGUAUAAAAAUUCGUUGGAAAAUCUUAUUAUAAAUGGAGAAAUACAAGAAUCCGAUGAUGAUGAUGAUGAUGAUGAUGACGAUUUUGAAAACGAUGAUAGAAGAUUGAAUAAUAUUCGAUCGUUGACAAUUUAUAAAUAUCCUCAUACGUAUUUACCAAUAAACGAUAAGAAAAAAAGAUUUUUUAAUCAGUUGGAAGAACUUAAAAUAUCCUACAGCAAUGUUAAAAAUAUAAAAAAUCACGUUUUCAAAUAUGUUAGAGGAUUAAGAAGGUUGGAUUUAUCUGAAAAUUCAAUUUCGACAAUAGAAAGCGAAGCUUUUUCCGAGGUUCUUCACAGUCUCGAAUAUUUAUCAUUGGCUAACGGUUUAUCGUCAUCCGUGACGCAACUUCCGGAAAAUAUAUUCAAACAAUUGACGUCUUUGGAAUUUUUAGAUUUAUCAAAUAACGGUUUUAAAAAUAUACCUCAAAAAUUAUUUUUUCAUUUGAAACGAUUAAAAAUCAUUUUCCUCCAGGAUAAUUUUAUCGAAUUUAUUUCUCCAAGAACUUUCCAGGAAAACAUGCAUUUAGAAUUGAACACGAUUCAAUUAUCGUUCAAUCAAUUGUCUCGAAUCGAAAGUAAAACAUUUUCCGGUUUGAAAAAUCUGGAAAAUUUAUGGUUAAACGAUAAUCGUAUAAAAACAAUUGAAAAAAAAUCAUUCGUUAAUUUAUAUAAACUUAGAAAUUUAUACCUACGUGGAAAUCAAAUAUCAUCUUUAGACGACGAGAUUUUUCAAGAUUUACCAGAAUUGGAAAAAUUAGAUUUAGCUUAUAAUAAAAUAAAAUUAUUUAAUUACGGUUGUUUAGAACAAGUUGGCACCCUGUCGUCGUUCACAUUAAACGUAUCAUUCAACAAUAUAGAACAAUUAACGGCAAACGCGUCUGUUUUUGAUAAUCAUAAUUUUACACCGGAACACGUUAAUAUAAAGGCGUUGGAUUUGUCGCACAAUAACCUAUCUUAUUUAAAACCGAAAGAUUUAAAACCUGUCGAACAAUCUUUAACUCAUCUUUAUUUAUCAUAUAAUAAAUUAAUUAACAUAACGAAAGAUACUUUUGGCGACAUGUUGUAUUUGCAAUGGAUCGACAUUUCUCACAAUCGAUUAAAAUACAUCGAACAGGAUACGUUUGCUAAUACCAAAAGCAUUCAGGUUUUUUAUUUUUCAAAUAAUUUAUUAAACGAAUUACCGGCGUUAUUGUUCGACGGUUUUCACCGUUUGAGAAUAGUAGAUUUAUCGAAUAAUAAACUCGACGUCGUACCUGAAAAUUUAUUCAACGACGGACCGUUGGAAAGAUUAGAUUUGUCGAAUAAUAAUUUAACGAUAAUACCGUUGGAUAGUUUCAACGAAAAUUCUGGAAAAACGCUUUCCGAAUUAAAUUUAUAUUCGAAUAAAAUAAAAAAUCUGCCCAAACCGGAAGCGUUUGCGAAAUUUAAGAAUUUAUAUUUGUUGAAUUUGGGUAAAAAUCACAUUUCGAAAAUUGAAAAUGGAGAAUUUUCAUUUUUAAAAAGAUUAUGCGUGUUGGAUCUGAGUCAUAAUGUCAACAUAACUCUUGAUUCAAAGGAUCAACCCUUUUACGGAUUAGAUGACACUUUGGAAAGUCUUUUUUUAAAAAAUCUAUCUUUAAACACGGUUCCAGCCCUUCAUUUAUCAUCUUUAGAAAAUUUAGAUUUGUCGGAAAAUAAAAUUUUUACAAUACCAUACGAAUUCCCACAUAAUUUAACAAAUCUAAGAAGGUUGGAAUUAGGUUCGAACGAAAUAAUGACCGUACCUCCAGCAAUAAAUGCAUUCACACAACUCGAAUAUUUGGGAAUUUCUGGAAAUCCACUGGAAUCGAUUAAUUUUCAACAAAGUCAAACGAUAAGAGAAAUCGAUUUGAGAAAUGCUCCGCUCGAUGCUUUUCAGAAAGGAACAUUGGGUAAAAUAACAUUUUUGGAAAAUUUAAAAUUAACAAUUAACGGAACUCAAGAUGAUUUAAACGUUUUUAAUAUGAUUAAAGAAAAUCACGGUUUAAAUAAUCUUUACGUUGAAAUAUUGGAAAAUUCUAAAUUUUCCAUAAAUGACGAUUCCGCGACCGAAUGGUUUCCAUAUAAAUUAAGAAAUUUAACACUCGUAGGUCGGGGUCUUAAAACGGUCCCCCAUAAUUUAUUACAGGGAGUAAGAAGUCCAAUUUUUAAUUUAGUAAUUUUUAAUACGUCGAUCGAAGAAAUAUCUAAAAAUGUUUUUUUUAACGGUAAACAAAUAAGAAAUUUAUCACUGGAUGUGAGGUCGAAUAAACUGGAAACUUUAUUUAAUCCGAAUACUGGAGACGAACCAAACGUUCCAAAAAAAAUUUUUUUAACGGAUUUAAAAAUAAAUGAUAAUAAUUGGAUGUGCGAAUGCGCAAUCGGGUGA
This is a messenger RNA of Pediculus humanus corporis (human body louse), 3600 nucleotides long. Its product is annotated as Chaoptin precursor, putative. Lineage: Eukaryota; Metazoa; Arthropoda; Insecta; Psocodea; Pediculidae. The coding region runs from base 1 to 3600 and encodes 1199 amino acids. The record is from RefSeq and is a predicted model, not a curated record. Gene Ontology annotation, cellular component: extracellular matrix. Gene Ontology annotation, molecular function: protein binding. The transcript has 15 exons.